AUGAAAGUGCAUUUACAAAUACGGUGUAAGAGAGAAUAUGGUGUAACAUUCCAAAAUUUUGGUACCAAUCCCUUCGACGGACUAUCACAAUUGGCGGAUGAUUUGGUGGAUGGUCAAUUGGUGGCGGUCUUGGCGAAUCUACUGGAUGAUGCAUUCAGAUCAGUGUGCGUAGUGAAGGAGGCCGAGCGGCUGAGAGUGUCGGGCGCGUUGCAGACGGCGCAGCCCGGGGUGCGCGCGCUGGCGCUGCUGGCGUUCCGCGACGAGGCGGCCUGCGCUGGGCCCGCGGCGCCCGCCCCGGCGCCGCCCCGGCCCGCGGGCGGCACGGCCUCCGCCGCCGCCGCGCGCCUCCUCGGCCCCGCGCACGCGCACGCCUGCCUGCGCGUCGAGGCCCUGCUGGCGCGCUGCGUGUCGCCGCUGCUGGGCGCGCGCGGCCUCUACGAGGACUUCGCGCCGGCGCCCGUCGUGCCCGCGCAGCCCGCGCCCCUGCGCCAGCACAAUCGCAGUGGGCGGAAGAUGCUGCGGCCGCUGAGCGUGGCGGCCGGCCAGCGCCUACACACGCUGUCCGACCUCUUCGCCGCCGCCGUCGCGGCGCACGUGCACGGCGGCCACGCCCACGCGCGCCUCGACGCCUGACGACGCCCGGCGCCCUCCGCUCCACGCCGCCCCUGCGGGCAGCGCCCCCGCGGCCGGCUGCUCAUCUGGCACUUGCGUAGCAUACUUCGAUGUAUUUACAAUGGCACGUUUACAACAGCAGAUUAGGGCGCCUUUCCAAGACGCGCCAAGACUCGCUACGCGAAGCGGCGGAGCAGCGA
This is a messenger RNA of Gryllus bimaculatus (two-spotted cricket), 812 nucleotides long. Lineage: Eukaryota; Metazoa; Arthropoda; Insecta; Orthoptera; Gryllidae. The record is from the annotation of a GenBank genome assembly.